Messenger RNA from Phanerochaete carnosa HHB-10118-sp, 360 nucleotides. RefSeq lists its product as uncharacterized. NCBI's taxonomy places the organism in Eukaryota, Fungi, Basidiomycota, Agaricomycetes, Polyporales, Phanerochaetaceae. The record is from RefSeq and is a predicted model, not a curated record. The coding region runs from base 1 to 360 and encodes 119 amino acids. The transcript has a single exon.
AUGUGCAUGGCGGUGGUCAGCGAGGGUAUGUUUGUUACGGACAAGAAGACUAAACCUUCUAAUGAUGACGGCACACUUGGUCUAAUUGAGUUGAACCUGAGAGCUGCGCGCUUCUUAGCUAUUGGAGACACUGUAGGGCGUUCUACUGAGCUUAUUCCAUCCGGCACCGAGCCGACUCGUCCGCAGAGUACAUUGGCUCAUGUCGUAGUACUAGAACCUACACAUGCACAGAGAGGCUGGCGUCCGCCUGCCGUACGGAACGUCGGCAGAACUGCAGAAAAUUUGCUGCGCAUACCAGCCGCGUCGAGUCACGAUGCAGAGGCGGGCCGACAUGGUGCUCUCUCCGAGAGACCCGAAUAG